GCAUGCUACAAAUUUGGUAACUUACAGCUCUUGCGAAAGCGGUUCCUUUUCAUCAUCAAGAAUGGUAGGACGUUAACUUCUCAUCACACAAUCUAAACCUGUAAUCAUCAGUCCAGCUCGAUGCUUUUGCUUCUUUAAUUGAUCAACAAAUGGCUUGUUAUGAUGAUGGGUACAUGUGGCCUCAAGAUCAACACCUCACAUAUGAUCUUCUACAUCACCCAGAUUCAGUAAGUUUUUCUGGUUAUGAUGAAGUUGAUACUUAUGAUACUUACACUGUUUCUGAGUUUUAUGAGCCUAAAUUCAUAGAACAUUAUCAUCAUCCACAAGAUUAUGAUUAUGGUCAUAAUUCAUAUUCAUCGGCUGGUCCUGAGAUCAAUUACUUUGCGUAUAACUAUGUGGAGCCUAAGUUAAUUGCAUAUGAACCAGUUGCUUGUGACACUGGCUAUGUCUCGUAUCACACCAACUAUUCGAUCUCUUAUCCUCAACCAAUGGAUUCGGGAUUUAACGAGCCUGAAUUUGAAGAGUAUGAUCCAACCCCUUAUGGAGGUGGCUAUGAUAUUGUGUCUGUAUAUGGAAAGCCCCUUCCACCAUCAGAUAAAACUUGUUAUCCUCGUUCUAACCCCAACCCCAUUGAGCCGACCCCCAAGUCCAACCCUGAGUUUAAACCCGAACCCACGUCCAAGCCUGAGCCCGGGUCUAAACCCAUCUUUAUUCCAACUCCUAUCCCUCUGGUUGACCCUAAACCUGAGCCUGUUCCAAUUCCUGUUCCUUUGGUUGAGCCUGAGCCUGAGCCUGAGCCUGCGCCUGCGCCUGUUCCGGUUCCUAUGCCUGAGCCAUUAGAGUCGAAAGAAGUAGGAGCAACGGAAAGGGAAGAACACAGUUAUCCUGAUUAUGGAUAUGAUUAUCCUUGGCCUGAAUAUGAUCAUGGAUAUGGAAUUGGAGUGGGGUAUGAUCAUGGAUAUGGGAAACAAGUGGUUCAGAUUCCUCCAUAUGAAUAUAACCCAGAAGUUGUGGACUUGUGUGAAAACAUUUUUGGGAGUUGGCCUUGUUUGACUAGGAUUCGGAAGCAACAAAUGGGUGUUGAUAAUAAUCCAGGAAUCACUUAUCCUGAAAAGGGACACCGUAAUCCAUGGGAAGAUUGUGCUAAUUAUUUCUUUCGAGGUCCGGUGAGAGCAUCUUACGAUCAAUAAGGUUAUGGUCAUGGGUUUUGUACAAUAAUUGUAUGCGUCUCUUAUGCUUUUGUAUUAUCUUCUAUGUAAGUGUCGCAUUCGGUACUUGAUUUCUUUUGUUUCGUAAAAGUAAAAAUCGAAGUAAAAAAUGAAUAUUUACAAACUUCACAACGUACAAGAUUGAAAUGACGUGUUGAUAUGUAUUGGUAGAGCAUCCGCGGACCGCAAUUAUGAAGGUCUAAAGAGAUUUAUGAUUUUGUCUGA
Molecule: messenger RNA, 1433 nt
Organism: Cynara cardunculus var. scolymus (artichoke)
Lineage: Eukaryota; Viridiplantae; Streptophyta; Magnoliopsida; Asterales; Asteraceae
Product: titin
Exons: 1
Coding region: 150-1190 (346 amino acids)
Biological process (GO): protein phosphorylation
Molecular function (GO): phosphatidic acid binding; protein serine/threonine kinase activity
Source: RefSeq, a predicted model, not a curated record